Messenger RNA from Contarinia nasturtii (swede midge), 3479 nucleotides. Its product is annotated as alpha-protein kinase 1-like. The transcript has 3 exons. Bases 277 to 3285 code for a protein of 1002 amino acids. The record is from RefSeq and is a predicted model, not a curated record. Lineage: Eukaryota; Metazoa; Arthropoda; Insecta; Diptera; Cecidomyiidae.
CAAACGUUGCACAUGUAUAAGCACAGCACCACCGUCUGUCUAUAUAGUAAACAAAAAUAAAUUGUUACACAGUUUGGUUUGAAGAAUUUACGUAAAACUUAAAAAUAUGUGUUUAUUAUUGCAUGUGAUUACAACACAAGAAAAUUCUUCUAACAUUACAAAAUAAAAGAAUUCGAUUUUCCAAAGAGAUUUUGAGACGAUAAUUGACUGACAAAAUUUCAAAUGAUUUUUUGGUAUUAAAACGGGGAUUUCUUUUGUGGUUUUCAUUCAAUUAAAAUGGCAUCAGAAACAUUGAAGGGAUUUGAUAAUUUUCCAUCUAAUUUGUCAUUUAGCGAACAAAAUGAUUUUAACGAUGACAGUGAAUUGCAGAGAAUUUUAGAAGAUUCAUGCCUGGAUGGACUCAAUAGUGAAACUGUGAAUGAGAUCUCGACUGAUGAUACUUAUGAAAAUAAUGAUGUUAAUAUCGAUGAUACGAAUGAUGUAGAAACAAUCGAAUCCGUCCCAAUAAAAAGCGUUUCAAAUAUCGUUUAUCAGCCCAUUGAAAAGCUUAGAAUUGCCAUUCCACCGAUGUCAUCACCGAGUAGUAUGCAUUCAUCGUCCUCGGAAGGCAAUUCGCCGGUUCGAUCGAAAAAGAAUAAAAAACGUUUUUGCAUUAAAUGUAGCAUACGUUUUAAGCAUACCGCUGAUUGGUUAAAACAUUUAGAAAGACAUAUUAGUUUGCCAUCGGUAAAACUAACUGAAUUGAACACAAACAAUCCAUACUAUAAAGAAUAUCUUAGCCGUUGUAAUGGCGCUACGAAACGACCGUCGAAUGACACCGAUGUAUUAAAGAUUAAAUUGAAAAUUCCACGUACCGAAACUUCCCAACAAAAUCCAAAUGAAAAAGAAACAACUUCCGAUGUAUUAAAUCCAAUAAGAGAGCCAACAUCACCACUAACAACCAAUGGACCUCGCAUUCGUGUGAUCAGAGCGGAAGAAAUAAAACAAAGUCCACCAAGCCCGCCAUUUCGAACGAGUCUGCCUGAAAAUGCAAUGGUUUCAGUUCCGUCAGAAAAUCGAAUUCAAUAUGAGUGCCCAACGCUCGAUGGUCUACAUCAGUUUGCCGAAGAUGCUUUGAAUGAAGAAUCAGCCGCCCGAAUAUUAAAGCAAUUACUUGAAACACCAAACGAACCACCUGAAUCUAAUGAAUUGGAUGCCGAACCAAAUGAAUUUAUAUCAAUCGAUCGUUUGGCACAUACGUGCAAUAUAUGCAAUCAAAAAUAUCCUGAUAUUAAUUUCUUACAUGAACAUCAGCGUCUAACUGGCCAUGGAAUUCGAAAUUAUUCACUUGCUUCGAUGCUUGAACCCAUUCAAGAAAUGACCGUUGAUCCAUUGCAUCCAUAUCGUCCACCGCAAACAAGUCGACUCGAACACUUGUUAGCACAAUCAAAAAGUCUGCCGUCACAACAACAACAUCAACCACCACCACCGCCACCAAUGUAUGGCCAACCGGCGGUACUUCCAAUACAUCAAAUGGAAAAUCAAGUUCGGGCAUUUGGAAACAUAAAUCAAAUGCAAAACCGACCACGUUUUCCAAUGCCAUCGUCAUCAAGACAUCCAUCACAUUAUCCAAUGCAUCGAUUUAUGUCACCAUCACAAAUGGUCAGACCAAAUGGAAUUAAUCCAAAUCAACCGGUCAACAUGACACCGUUUCUUGAAAUGAGCCCAGAUAUGUACAAUCCACGACAAACAACCGGCAAUAUUCCGCAAAUGAAUGGAGAUAGCAUGAAUGCAUUCAAUCGACCUCCAAAUCAAAUGACGAACCAUUUUAUGUCUCAACAACGACCGUUAAUGCAACGAUUUCCAUUGCAACAACAGCCGAUACAUCAUUCGCAACAACAACAACACCACCAACGUCCUCCUCCGAUGAACGGACAGUUUAUGCAUCCACCUCGAAAUCUUCCUCCAUGUCCGACCCGACCAAAUAUGGCUUCUGGUAUUCAACAGGCACUCCAAAGGAAAGCAAUGCCACUGAGUCCAAUUGAACAGCAUCAUCAACAAAAACAGCAACAGCACAACCUUCAUCAUCAACAACAACAACAACAACAGCAGCAUCAGCAGCAGCAGCAGCAACAACAACAACAAAAACAAGCUCAAGAAAAGGCUCGUUUCGAGCAAAUGUUUCGAGCACGAGACCUUGAAAAUCGACCAUUUAUAUCAAACGCACCACGAACCGAAGGACUUCCUGUGAUUGAAUCGGUACAAAGUGGUGCGAUUACGCUCAAUUCAACAACGAAAAAACAAUCGACCGACUCGGCACCGACAACGAUACAAAUCAACGAUCAAAUAACGCUCAGCGUAAAAAACAAAGAACCAUCGGUAACAAUUCAACCAACUGAAAGACAUAAAACGCCGCCAGUAGUUGAUGGUAAUUCGAUGGCAAAUAUAUUGGUAAAUCGUGGUAUUACAGUGAAAUCAACAUCAAAACUAUUAGAAAAACCGAAGACACCCGAUGAUUCGAAUAAAACGCCGUAUGCAACAACCGAAGCAGCUGUACAAAAAUUACAAAUGAAUAAUUCAGUAAGUAUCAUAUCGAAGAAGAAAGUUGUUACCCCGCCAUUGGCUACAGCUACAUCGGCAACUGAAGAAACAAUUGAUUUAUCAAAUGAUGAUGAUACUCCAUCGUUCAAAUCAUUCAAACGGCCAGAAAAGAUAGCACCAAAACCAGGCACCACACAAAUCAAGUGCUCCGUAAAAAAUUGCCAAAUGAGAUUCGCCAAUUUAAAAUCGUUGCGUGAACAUGAGCAAGAUGUGCACAAAAUAUCACGCAUCAGUAAAUUUAAAUGCACCAUUUGUUCAUUACGGUUUAUAUCGUCGGAGGCAGUUAGAGCCCAUAUCCGGCGAAUGCAUGCAGGCCAAAUAAAAUCACAGCCCGAAUUCGGCAUACCAAUUGUAAACUUUAACAAUUCAAAUAUUCGCAAGAAAAUGUUAUCGCUUGGAUUUACCAAUUUUUUGCCAAUUACUAAUAUUCGCGAUGAAAAAUCAACGGAAGUAUUUGGCAUGCCAGUUAUUAAUAUCAAUGGGCCAACGAUCAAUAAUUUAAAAAAUCUAUUCAACAUUGAUUCAACGAAAUUGAUGCCGAUAUCAAUGCGCACCAUUCCAAGGCCAAAAGUUCAGCCAACCUCUAUUUUGAAUCGAUUCCCGGUGAAACCAUCGACGCCACAGUCAACACCAUUAAUGCCAUCAACCAAUUCAAACGCACAAACAAAUACCGAAACCGUAUCUUCAACAUUAACACAAAACUAGAUUUUUUCAAAUCGAAAAAUGAAUGAAUUUAUGUUCCUAAGAAAUAAGACUAAGCAUCAAAAGAGAAUUAAAUACAAUUAAUUUAUAAAUUAUCAAACAAAAUAGCAAUUAUAAUGUAAUCCUUUUGUUGUUAAGAAACAAUUUACAUUUUAUUUUUGCAUGGCAAGAAACAAACAAAUCCAACAAAAAAUAAA